Arabidopsis thaliana (thale cress) is the source of this 861-nucleotide messenger RNA. Its product is annotated as AP2/B3-like transcriptional factor family protein. Gene Ontology annotation, cellular component: nucleus. The transcript is spliced from 4 exons. Gene Ontology annotation, molecular function: DNA binding. Bases 1 to 861 code for a protein of 286 amino acids. NCBI's taxonomy places the organism in Eukaryota, Viridiplantae, Streptophyta, Magnoliopsida, Brassicales, Brassicaceae. The record is from RefSeq and is marked reviewed.
AUGGCUUGGAACCUGGCGAUAAUAACUUUGGUUGGCAAAGAUGGUACAAAGUUGGAGGCAACUCUUCGACGGGAAAACAGAGGAUUGAUGUGUCUCGGAAAUGGCUGGAAAGAUUUAUCUAUAUCCAACGGCUUGAAGAGUGGCAAGUCGUUCACGCUGGAGCUAAUUUUGGAGAAUGGAACUCCUAUGCUCAGUUUGGUGAGUACACAGUCCACAAGUCAUAAAAGCCAGAAAAGAGAGUGCUCAAAACAUAGCGAGAAAGAGUCGAUCUCUGCAGUACCUAGCAAAGGAAAAAAGAACAGGAAAGCCAGGAGCAACAGAGAGGAGAGGAGAGACUCGUCUUCAGCAAUCCAAAAUCGAUUUGUGACAUUCACACCAGAAGAUAUCAGAGACUGUAUACUAAUUCUUCCAAGCCAAUUCAUCAAAGCUAAUGGCAUCAACAACCUCGGGGAGAUAACUUUGUUGGGUCAAAACAGAAUGAAGUGGUUUGCAUAUCUACUGUCAAUGUCAAAAGAUGGAAGUUUGGCUCUGGGAUCUGGUUGGAAGGGCAUCUGUGAGGCUAAUGGCGUUAAUACAGGGGAGGCAUUCACGUUGGAAUACAUUGAUGAACAAGAAACAGCUCAUGGACGUGCACAAGUUUGUUUCUAUGGUGUAUUCCCAGGCAAAUCUGUCAGAAGUUUUGCUUCUCUCCGGUCUAAGUGGAAUGAUCUAUUUUAUGACUUCCUCAGGGAACAAAAUCUGAGAGUGAAUCCAAUCAUUGGUGUUGCCAUAUGUCUGUGUAAGCAUCAUUACUGUAAUUACAACUCUUGUUCCUUGUUUAAACCUAGGCCUAAACUUAGUCAAAAAAAUCUUAAUUCCUAA